Molecule: messenger RNA, 564 nt
Organism: Mesorhabditis spiculigera
Lineage: Eukaryota; Metazoa; Nematoda; Chromadorea; Rhabditida; Rhabditidae
Source: the annotation of a GenBank genome assembly
AUGGAUCUUCGAAAGGAGGAUGGUCUCCUCUGGCGUCUACACAACAGCUUCUAUUUUGUACUUUGUCUACGAGCAUUUUCUGUGAUUCUGACGCUAAUCACCCUAAUCAUCUGCGUCUCCAGUCAGCAUUGGAUGAAUAAGAUGGCGUCCGUUGCCGGCCUUUUCUUCACUAUUAUUGCCUUUAUCAUGUACAGCUGCUCGAUCGGGGCGGUAUAUAUGUGCAAACUGAGGACGAGCGCCCUCGCGAAGCGAGCCCUGUUCGUGUUCGUGGGGGCGCUGUGCUCGUUGGCGUCGGCGGUGCUCUACAUUUUGGCGAUACACACCUGUGAUCAGUGGUCUUUCCAUUUUGGGUGUUCCUCUUCUUACCUUUCAACGGGAAUGCAAGUCGCUGCGGCAUUCGCCUUCCUUUGCCUCUUCUGCUCGUGCCUUGAUUUUGGUCUGCAACUGCUGUUCAACCACGGUAGUCAGCCGGAAAGCUGUUUACCGCCUGCCCAAAGUUAUUCGCCGGCCUCUGGAUAUCCAGCCCAACCUCGGCAGCCAGUCAGUUUUGUGACACCGCCCGAG